This is a messenger RNA of Prunus persica (peach), 1763 nucleotides long. Its product is annotated as protein disulfide isomerase-like 2-3. Gene Ontology annotation, biological process: response to endoplasmic reticulum stress. Lineage: Eukaryota; Viridiplantae; Streptophyta; Magnoliopsida; Rosales; Rosaceae. The transcript has 9 exons. The record is from RefSeq and is a predicted model, not a curated record. Bases 92 to 1483 code for a protein of 463 amino acids. Gene Ontology annotation, cellular component: endoplasmic reticulum lumen. Gene Ontology annotation, molecular function: protein disulfide isomerase activity; protein-disulfide reductase activity.
ACCAUGCCCAGAUGACGUGUAAAUCUGUCAUUGGCCGACACACGUAGCUCGCCCACAGCCCAAAACCCUGUAAAGGCCCGCUUUGUCUUCUAUGCCUCGAGAGGUUUCUGAAUUGAUUCGUAGAACAAAUCUCAGAGAGAGAGAGAGAGAGAGAGAGAGAGUGAGAAUGAGAAUGAGAGGUAAUCAAUUUCGAGCUGUGUCAAUCAUCUUCUUAAUUUGCUUCGUCUUCAGUGUCUGUGAUGCACUGUACGGACCAUCAUCGCCAGUUCUUCAGCUAACUCCUUCCAACUUCAAGUCCAAGGUUCUGGACUCGAACAGAGUUGUUCUGGUUGAAUUCUUUGCACCAUGGUGCGGACAUUGUCAAGCUCUAACUCCUAUAUGGGAGAAGGCGGCUACUGUCUUGAAGGGUGUGGCUACCGUGGCAGCUCUUGACGCUGAUGCGCACAAGUCCCUUGCUCAGGAAUAUGGGAUUAGAGGAUUUCCAACAAUAAAGGUGUUUGUACCUGGGAAACCUCCAGUUGACUAUCAGGGAGCAAGGGAUGUGAAACCCGUUGCAGAAUUUGCACUCCAACAGAUAAAGGUGUUGUUGAAGGACCGUUUAAGUGGAAAAGCAACAGGAGGACCAAGUGAAAAAUCUGAACCUAAUGCUUCAGUAGAAUUAAAUUCCCAGAAUUUUGAUGAAUUGGUGGUUAAAAGUAAAGAACUCUGGAUUGUGGAGUUCUUUGCACCUUGGUGUGGCCACUGCAAAAAAUUGGCACCUGAGUGGAAGAAGGCCGCUAAAAACUUGCAGGGGAAGGUGAAGUUGGGACACGUUGACUGUGAUGUAGAGAAGUCUCUGAUGAGCAGGUUCAAUGUUCAAGGAUUCCCAACCAUAUUGAUAUUUGGAGCUGACAAAGAUACCCCACUCCCCUAUGAGGGUGCAAGGACUGCUAAAGCCAUUGAAUCAUUUGCUCUUGAACAAUUGGAAACAAAUGUUGCACCUGCUGAAGUGACUGAGUUAACUGGCCCUGAUGUCAUGGAAGAGAAAUGUGGUUCUGCUGCCAUCUGUUUUGUUGCUUUCCUACCUGAUAUCUUGGAUUCCAAGGCAGAAGGGAGGAACAAAUACAUUCAGCAGUUAUUAUCCGUUGCAGAGAAGUUCAAAAGGAGUCCCUAUAGCUAUGUCUGGGCAGCCGCUGGUAAGCAGCCAGACCUCGAGAAUCGUGUAGGUGUUGGUGGUUAUGGAUAUCCAGCAUUGGUGGCCUUAAAUGUGAAAAAAGGUGCUUAUGCACCACUUAAGAGUGCAUUUGAGCUUGAUCAGAUUAUAGAAUUUGUUAAGGAAGCCGGACGUGGAGGAAAGGGAAACUUGCCUUUGGACGGCACCCCCAACAUUUCAAAGAUUGAACCCUGGGAUGGUAAAGAUGGACAGAUCAUUGAAGAGGAUGAGUUCUCCCUCGAAGAACUUAUGGGCGGAGGAGAUGAAACUACGAGCAAAGAUGAGUUGUGAUAAAUUAAAAGCAAUUAUAGUAGAGAGAAAAGAUCUGUAUCAGGCUAAGAUUGAUUUUGGAGGACGCUACGAGUUAAGUGUUGCUAGUCAUUCUAGUGUUUCUGUAUUUAAAUGACGUUGUCAACAGUGCUCAAGAGCUUUCUUAUGAGGAAGGCCUUUAUUUUGUUCUCUUCUUAGCCAACUUAUCAAUAUAGUGCAAGUGUGAUGCCCUUUAAAGGGUUCAUUGUUGAGGAACGUCAAAUUCAUAGCAGCAAGGAAAUGACCGCUUUGGUUUGUCGGA